UGAUGUAAGCGAAUGUGUGCUCCAUCGUAGGUAGUGGAGCUCCACGCACGACUCCGGAAUCUCGUCCUUUCUGUAUCCUCCGGUGGGGGAGGCCGAGGCAGAGCUAAUCAGUCAGAGAUGCAAACGCGAGCGCUGCUAUCUGACCCGCGACCGAACCCACGGACAGAGCCGGCGCUCGGCUCGCUUCUCUAAUCCGAGUUUGAGUUCUUCCCCGCAGGAUUUACUGAGACAAGAGGCGAGAAAAGUUUUUUUUUCCCCUCUCCCCCCACUUUUCGGUCGGAUAGACCAGACCUCCCAGAGCUCGUCCCAAACAAAAAGAACCCGGGUGGAAAUUUUUUAUCGCCAGAGAGGCUCGGCUCGGCUCGGCUCGUUAAUACGCCGUUUGGAUUCGGGAUCGUUUUGAAGUGAUUUCGGUGAGCUAACGCGCUCCUCCGUCAAGAGAUUUCCCUUUUUCAUCUUCUUGGGCAAGACGAACACUUGUUAGCCAAGAAGCAAGUUUGUUUGGUGCCGUUAAAAAAAAACCCAGCCGAGCAGCUUCCAGUUUUCACGGCCGAACUGCAGCUGAGGGAGAAAACGAGAAGCACCGCCGGCUCGAAAGAAAUCCCUCUUAAAUCUCGGAAACGAACUUUUUUCUUCUCCGCUGAAGGAAGAGAAGCGUCCUGAAGCUAAAGAGCGGAUGCCAUAGCUGUGUGUAUGGAGAGCUGCGCCGGGCACCAAGCUCUGCUGUAGAGGAGCAUCAUGAAGCUCACGAUGAAGAUCAUGCUGCUGUUAUUCUCCAUACUUCUCACUCAGCUUCUCCCGGGCCAGGCCCGACCUGCUGCUCCAGAGCAAGUUGCCUUGGUGGAAACCUCUGUGUAUACCCUGUAUGUUGGAGAUAAGCUAGAGCUGCCCUGUGGAACCAAGGAUGAGCUUCAAGAGGUGAUCUGGACCAAAGACCAGAUUCUCCUCGUCAGUGGCGACCAUAUUCGUCUACGUAACAAUUUGCUGGAGAUCGAGGCCGUGGAGCCAGCAAAUUCAGGCCUCUACGCCUGCCUCGCCCGCGGACCUGCAGGAAACCACACACAGUAUUUUAACGUCAAUGUCACAGAUGCCCUUGCUUCUUCUGAAGAUGAAGAUGAUGACGAAUCUUCUUCAGAGGAGACUAAACAGUCCAGCAGCCAGAAGCUACUCUCCAACAGCCAAGAGCUACUGCCAAUGGCGCCAGUGUGGGCUCAGCGUGAUAAGAUGGAGAAGAAGCUCCACGCUGUUCCCGCCAGCAGAACCGUCAAAUUCCGCUGCCCAGCCAUUGGUAACCCGACCCCCACGCUUAAGUGGCUUAAAAAUGGCAAAGAGUUUAAGAGAGACCAGCGGAUAGGAGGCUUCAAGGUGCGAGACCAAUUGUGGUCGAUCAUAAUGGACUCGGUGGUGCCCUCGGACAAAGGCAACUACACCUGCGUGGUUGAGAAUAAAUACGGCAGCAUCAACCACACCUACCAGCUGGACGUUGUUGAGCGCUCCCCCCACAGGCCUAUCCUGCAGGCCGGCUUGCCUGCUAACCGGACAGUGGUGGUGGGCAGUGAUGUGGAGUUUGAGUGUAAAGUCUUCAGUGACCCUCAGCCCCACAUACAGUGGCUCAAACACAUCGAGGUGAACGGCAGCAAAGUGGGAACCGAUGGACUCCCCUACGUCCGAAUAUUAAAGCACUCUGGGGUCAACAGCUCGGACACGCAGGUGCUGACUCUGUACAACGUGACGGAGGAGGAGAGUGGGGAGUAUAUUUGUAAAGUGUCCAAUUAUAUAGGCCAAGCCAACCAAUCAGCAUGGCUCACCGUCACUAAGCACGCCUCCACAGCCAUCCCCCCUACGCCGCUGCCCAACCAGACGUACCUGGAGGUCCUGAUCUACUGCGUGGGCUUCUUUCUCAUCUGCAUGAUGGUGGUGAUCGCCGUGCUGGUCAAAAUGCACAGCACAGCCAAGAAGAGUGACUUCAGUAGUCAGAUGGCUGUCCAUAAGCUGGCCAAGAGCAUCCCACUGCGCAGACAGGUAACAGUGUCUGUGGACUCCAGCUCAUCUCUGCACUCCGGUGCUAUGCUGGUCAAACCUUCCCGACUGUCCUCCAGCGGCUCCCCAAUGCUCUCUGGCGUAUCUGAAUACGAACUGCCCCAGGACCCCCGCUGGGAACUACCUCGAGACAAGCUGGUGCUUGGAAAGCCUUUGGGUGAAGGCUGCUUUGGCCAGGUGGUAAUGGGAGAGGUUCUGGGCAUGGACAAAGACAAACCCAACCGCAUUACCAAAGUAGCUGUCAAGAUGCUUAAAUCUGAUGCCACAGAGAAGGACCUGUCAGACCUUAUCUCUGAGAUGGAGAUGAUGAAGAUCAUUGGUAAGCACAAGAACAUAAUCAACCUGCUGGGAGCCUGCACACAGGACGGUCCACUUUACGUCAUAGUGGAGUUUGCCUCUAAGGGGAAUCUACGAGAAUACCUGAGGGCCCGUCGUCCUCCGGGGAUGGAGUACUGCUACAACCCUGACCAGGUGCCUGUGGAGAACAUGUCCAUCAAAGACCUGGUGUCCUGCGCCUACCAAGUAGCACGCGGCAUGGAGUACCUGGCGUCCAAGAAGUGUAUCCAUAGAGACCUGGCUGCUCGUAACGUCCUUGUAACUGAGGACAACGUGAUGAAGAUAGCAGACUUCGGCUUGGCCAGAGACAUUCACCAUAUUGAUUACUACAAGAAAACCACCAAUGGCCGUUUGCCAGUGAAGUGGAUGGCUCCAGAGGCGCUGUUCGACCGUAUCUACACCCAUCAGAGUGACGUGUGGUCUUUCGGGGUUCUGCUGUGGGAGAUCUUCACUCUGGGCGGUUCUCCAUAUCCAGGUGUGCCUGUAGAGGAGCUGUUCAAACUGCUGAAGGAGGGGCACCGCAUGGACCGCCCCUCAACAUGCACCCAUGAAUUGUAUAUGAUGAUGAGAGAUUGUUGGCACGCUGUCCCGUCUCAGAGGCCCACUUUUAAACAGCUUGUGGAGGACCUGGACCGCACUCUCUCAAUGACAUCCAAUCAGGAAUAUCUAGACCUGUCCGUGUCUCUGGACCAGUAUUCUCCCAGUUUCCCAGACACACGCAGCUCCACCUGCUCAUCCGGUGAAGAUUCGGUCUUCUCCCAUGACCCCGGAGCUGACGAACCCUGCCUGCCAAAAUUCCCUCCUCAUCCCAACCGCGGAGUGGCCUUCAAAAAGCGCUGAGCACACACCUCCUGUAGUGUGUGCUACACAGCUGGACUUCACUCAUGAACUUAUAGAAGAAGAUAGUGCUCGACUAUAGUGCACACUGCAGAGUGGAUGAGUACGGUUCGGGACACAACUCACGUUCAAGACUUUUACAGAUAGCCUUAUACAGCUAGGAGAGCAUCGGCUAAUCAUUUAAAGGCACCCCUCAGCUGUUGGUGUGGACAAGCUUUAGGGCACUUGGAACAGAUUUUAUGCAUCUGGAAGGAGAAACUUUUUUUCUUUUUCUUCCCCUGGACUUGAAAAAGCGCAAAAGAUGUGGAAAGGGGGGAAAAAUGCUGACUGGUACGAGUAUUUUGGAUAUUUUUCAUUGCUAACAAACAAGGACCUUCUCCUUCAUUCUGUCUUUCUGUCUCUUUUUUCCAAACCAAAAUUCCAUUUUAAAAAUUGCUUAUUUCGCUUACUGGACUGUCCAAAAGUAUUCUAACAAUGGAUUGUUACAACAGUAAAGUCAUUUCAUUUGAACAGUGACUUUCUUGUAAAUACAGUUAGAAAUUUAUAAAUAUGAAUAUAUAUUUACACUUUACUCUUAUUUUUAUUACCCUAAUUGAUUUUGUUCCUUUUUUUGUACCUGGAUGUCCAGUGAUUGUUUUGGAGUUGUUUUUUUUUGAAAGGGACAAAUGUCCAUAAGAGUUUUGACAUGAAAAUAUGCUAAUAUUCUAUGAACUGAUCUGAUAGCUGGCCAGUUUUUACUGAUUCUUUUUUUUUUUGUUUGUUUGUUUUUUUUUGUUCUGUAUCGUUGAUGCAGGUAAGCUAAUGUAGCUCAGACCCGCUGCUAGCUUUUCGAUGGCAUUCGCUCCAUCCUCAAGAUAACUAGUUAAGCUACAUAAUAGUACGCUACUAUUGUUUAGUAGAAAUCAUUCCCACUUGUAGUGGUUGCUCUUUUCGUCUGUAUUACCGUAGUCGGCAUCUCAGAGUGGUACUUUUUCGGUGGUUUUGUCUUAAGGUACUUGUCUUAAGAUUUAUGAAAAAAAAUAAAAUACCCUAUGAAUAGAAAUAUUUCUCCAAAAAUCUGUUAAAGGAAAAAAGAAACGGCUUAAGAUGCCUCCGGGAAUGGUAAAAGGCUUUGACCAUGUAAUGGAUUGAUUGACUGUGCAUAAAAGCAAAGACACCAUCCUCCCCGUAAUGGGGAAAGAUUUGCAGAUCACUUAUGUCACUGUAAAAGGAUUACAUUAAAUAAAAUGCUAUUGAAAACCAA
Molecule: messenger RNA, 4456 nt
Organism: Pygocentrus nattereri (red-bellied piranha)
Lineage: Eukaryota; Metazoa; Chordata; Actinopteri; Characiformes; Serrasalmidae
Gene: fgfr1a
Product: fibroblast growth factor receptor 1a
Exons: 18
Coding region: 739-3216 (825 amino acids)
Biological process (GO): fibroblast growth factor receptor signaling pathway; multicellular organism development; positive regulation of cell population proliferation
Cellular component (GO): membrane; signaling receptor complex
Molecular function (GO): fibroblast growth factor receptor activity; ATP binding; fibroblast growth factor binding
Source: RefSeq, a predicted model, not a curated record